This is a messenger RNA of Vicia faba (fava bean), 1716 nucleotides long. NCBI's taxonomy places the organism in Eukaryota, Viridiplantae, Streptophyta, Magnoliopsida, Fabales, Fabaceae. The record is from the annotation of a GenBank genome assembly.
AUGAACAAUUUCAUCAUGCAAAACUUUAGUGAGAGAUUAAGACCUCUUGUUGGUUUGAAUGGUUGGGACUAUUGUGUCUAUUGGAAACUAAGUGAAGAUCAAAGGUUUCUUGAAUGGUUGGGAUGUUGUUGUGGUGGAAGUGAUAGCAAUCAAAACGGUGGCGGAGAAGAACAUCUUUUUUCUAUCUCUUCAUGUAGGGAUACAAUGUUUUCACAUCCAAGAACAAAGUCUUGUGAUCUUCUUUCACAACUUAACACUUCCAUUACUACCGAUUCAGGGAUUCAUGCACAAACUCUAUUAACAAACCAACCUAAUUGGUUGAACUAUCCUAGCACUUUGGAUCCAAACACUUUACAAGAAACAAUAAAUGGGACACAUGUUUUGGUUCCAGUGCCUGGUGGAUUAGUUGAGCUCUUUGUAACUAAACAAGUUGGUGAAGAUCAGCAGGUGAUAGAUUUCAUCACAUCUCAGUGCAUUGUCAUGGUGGAUCAAGAAGGGAUGAUGAACAACUCAAUUGGUUUCAACUCAAUGAGCAACAUGCAAUCAAAUCAAGUUAUAAUUGACGAAAUCGAUGGAGAUAAAACAAACAACCAUUUUCAUCCAUCAGAGCCGUUGAAUCUUCCACAUGACAUGUCUGUAAUGAACUUCAUGCAACAGUUCAAUUACAAUUACAAUUACAAUUACAAUCAGCAACAAAGCAGACUCAAAAACGACGAAACAACAGUCUCCGAAGAAUACCAAGGCUCGUUCCUUCAUGAUCACGAAAGCAACCACAAUAACAGCAUUCUCAAAUCCAACACUGAAGAGGAACAUGAUAACAAAAGCCUAAUGACAGAUAAUAACCAGUACAUGUUUGUUGAUCCAUUAGACUCGAAAAGGAAACACGAACAAGUUGUUGGUAGAUCGGAUUCGAUGUCAGAUUGCAGUGAUCAGAAUGAAGAAGAGGAAGAUGGAAAGUUCAGAAGACGAAACGGGAAAGGAAACCAAUCAAAGAACCUUGUCGCCGAGAGAAAAAGAAGGAAGAAACUGAAUGAUAGGUUAUAUAAUCUUCGCUCGUUGGUUCCGAGAAUCUCAAAGCUCGAUAGAGCUUCGAUUCUUGGUGAUGCUAUUGAGUUUGUGAAGGAUUUGCAGAAGCAAGUGAAAGAGCUUCAAGAUGAACUUGAGGAAAAUUCAGAUACAGGAACUGAAAGUAACUGCAUUGUUAAUGAGGGUGUUCAAGCUCAACUAGAAGAUAACAACAAUAAUGUUCCAAAAGAAGAAGAACAUGGUUUUCAUGUUGGGAAUGGAUAUGUUUCAAAACAAAAGCAGGAAGAUGUUGGUACCGGUACUGACAAACAGACACAACAAAUGGAGCCACAAGUGGAAGUGGCAUUGAUAGAUGGGAAUGAGUAUUUUCUGAAGGUGUUUUGUGAGCAUAGGCCAGGUGGAUUUGUGAGAUUGAUGGAGGCAUUCAACACUUUAAGGAUGGAUGUUGUACAUGCCACAGUAACCAGUCACAAGGGUCUUGUUUCAAAUGUUUUCAAAGUAGAGAAAAAGGAGAGUGAAAUAGUUGAGGCUGAAGAUGUGAGAGAUUCAUUGCUGGAGCUGACAAGGAACAGAUCUGCAUGUUGGAGUGAUGAGAUGACAGCAACCUCAUCUGAGAAUGGUGUCAUCAGUAAGGACCAACAUGAUCAACAGACUGCUGCUGCAUAUCAUUCACACCAGUUUCAUAGUUAA